Molecule: messenger RNA, 1502 nt
Organism: Uranotaenia lowii
Lineage: Eukaryota; Metazoa; Arthropoda; Insecta; Diptera; Culicidae
Exons: 6
Coding region: 1-1299 (432 amino acids)
Source: RefSeq, a predicted model, not a curated record
AUGGUUGUACCAUCGCUGGUCACCCCAGUUGGCAGUCGAAGGGUGAUAUUGCAGCAAUUGGAUUUCCCGAUCUUUAUCGGAGUGUUCGUUAAGCCUGAGCUGGAGUUGGCUCGAAUAGCUCUUUUGGAAAGUAGUUCCUUCGACUUCGUUGCGGGCUUCACGACCGGACAGCUUUUGCUGAUCGGUGAGUGGGCUCCUUUACAUGAUAGCAGUGUGCUGGGUUCGGGCAGUCCGUGUCGUCGUCAAGAUUGUGUUUUUGCGAACAAUUCAUACACACCGCCUCGCUGGAACAGUGCUUACGAGUGUGACCGUUGGCAGCACAGCAGCGGCACUGUAGCACGGAAGGGUAUGAUAUUGAUUGUGAUUGUAAACAGCCAAAUUUGCCACAGAACUCGUCCUAACAACUCCGCUGCAUUUGUUUCUCGUGUCAGGAGCGUAGAAAUAAAACCGAGAACGGCUGUGUGCCAAGUCGUGCUGCUGCUCCGUGUCGAAAACAGCCUGCAAAGGUUUCCCAAGCCGUUGGGAAGACGGUCACGAAGACUUUGGCUAGUUUGGGAACCCGCAGAGUUGGAGACGAAAGCACGGAAAAUAACCAACAAACGAGCACCCGGAGGAAAGAAAAAGUGCCAAGUAAUCCCGGCAACUGAACCGGCAAACGGAAGGGAAAAAGUUCCCGAGAGCCCCUUCACAAAAGGGGCUCUCUUUUUCCCCUUCUUUUCUUCCUCUUUUUCUCCCAGGAGUUGGUCAACGGUGUGCGAGCGGACAACAGUACGCGUGCGGAAACAAGCGGGAACCGAAGAGCAUCAGAAAGCAGUUCGACAGUGGUCGAUGGUCAUCAAGGAAUCGCAGGACUUCCGGAGAAGCCGGAAUUCAUCGCUACAAGGUACCAGACGGAGAUUCGACAGUGGUCGAGGAGUUCGAGGGAACCGGAAACAGAUUCCGGAAGAAUCCGGAUUGCACGGAGGAGAAUUUCACCAGAAAAGUGCUCGACAGUGGUCGAGAGUAUCAGAGGAACGGUUCGUGGUUUUCCGGAACAAUCCGGGUAGAAGCUGCACGGAAUCGAAGCCGACGGCUGCCGGUGGAGAACGAUUCGGCCUUGACGCAGGCCAGAGAAUCGUCGUCGACCGAAGAAGGCAAUCUACCGCAACCGCAAGUAUGCUGUCAGGACAUCCAAAUGCGAAUUGUUGCUGCGUUCGCCACCCGAGCGAUUUCUGCGAUUUCUGGGUCAACGAUGACCGACCAAUUGAUCGUCAUUCUUGGGACGAAUCGAGUCCGGAACAUCCAGUGAAAUGCACGUAAGUCAGCUGUUUAUUCAUUGCUUUCACACACCAUAAAUAAUCAGAUGAAUGAGCCUGAGGGCAAAAUAAAAAGGAUGGCUUGACCAUCAAUAAUUUGUUUGAGAAAUGUAAUGACAUGUUUAAAUUUAUUGCUUUUGCUUAGAACAACCUGAGCUAGCCUGGCAAAGAGGAAGAAACAAUUCUCUUCUUCUUUUCCUUAAGCCA